This is a messenger RNA of Lineus longissimus, 1898 nucleotides long. RefSeq lists its product as uncharacterized. The transcript is spliced from 4 exons. The record is from RefSeq and is a predicted model, not a curated record. NCBI's taxonomy places the organism in Eukaryota, Metazoa, Nemertea, Pilidiophora, Heteronemertea, Lineidae. The coding region runs from base 225 to 827 and encodes 200 amino acids.
GUCACCUUCUCGAACCACAAAGCUCCUGAGGGAUUGUAUCGUGUAUUAUAUAGGAUUACCUAACUAUUAGGCGCUAAUAAUACACCAGUUGUGAACGAGCCUGUCGUCUACUGUACAUAGUAGACUGGAUCUGGUCUGGUAUAAACGUGCAGCUUGUUGAAGGGUGUCGUCGCAGUUUGUUUUGUAGGAGGAAAGCGUUCGAAAGAACAACACACAGAAAAAAAAUGCAUCAAGGAUACGAGCAGCCGCAGUCGGGGUACGAACAAGGCCAACAAGUGGUCGUCGUCAAUCAGCAUAACAGCUAUGACAGGAACUACGCUAUGCCCCGAGCAAUCUGUCCGGGCGCUCUCAUGAUCGUCUGUGGAGUCCUCAACUUGAUCGUCUUGAUAGUUCUCGGUGCAAUGUCUGGAGGCUGGGUGAGCGAGUAUAUCGCAGGGACCGUGAUCUUCCUGGCCUGUGGUAUCGUGGCCCUUAUUGGAUCAGCUGGGAGCAGGCAAAAGACAAGCCAAGGACCACCGAUUGCCCUCAUCGUCCUCAGUGUAGUGUCUCUUUCCUUCAGCGGAACUCAGAUCAUUCUGAGGGCCAUGGGAAUCCUGGCCGGCGCGAUUAUCGUUACCGUCAACACCAACGACCCUGCCGCCAAUCAACUCGUUGAUACCAUUGGCACCAUCGUCUUGUGGACUUCCGUCGGGCUCAUCGUGAUCGCCGUCUUGGGUUUCAUCCUCUCCAUUGUGCUCCUCGUCUUCGCCAGCAAGGUCCUCUGCGGAUGCUGUGGCGCCCCCAACGGACAGAGCAACAAGGGAGUAGUCUACCAGAACAAGGCCUAAGCACCAGCACACCGAAAGAUGUCGCCACAUAUUCAAUAUUUACAAGAUUUUAAUGGUCUUCUGAUGACCCGGGCUGCUGCGGCUCAUCCGGCGGAGAAUGGAGAACAUUGGCCUAUCCACCUGGGCUGGGUUGUUCAAAACCACGUCAGCUUUAACGGAAUCGUUAAGUCUUAACAUGAAAAUUCUAAUGUAACUGAAAGAGAUGACGUCUUUAAUGAUACUUAAACGUAACCGUUAAGGAUAACGUGACUUUUGUGCUUUUGAACAACCGGGCCCAGCACUAUAGGCGUCGCCACGGAUAUAGGCCUAUACUAAGAAUAUUUUGAGUCUCGUGUAAAUCCACUUUAACAACCAUUGGUAUUGUAACCCCCGGAAGGGAAUUAUGCAGUUGAGUUAAGCGAUGAUGCCCCGCAUAACAGUCAGUAAAGAUAAAAUAUGUGUUUAUUGGGGGAAAAAAUCAUUCGAAUCAAAAUUGUACAUUUAAUGUAUAUUUAAUCAUCCCAUCUUGACCCUCAAUGUACCAUUGUUCUGCUUUAACAAGCAACGCGCGUCAAUAUGGGCGGAGGCUAUACGUAGGCAAUAGGCCCACCGCUGGAAGUAUGUAACCCGGUCCUCGUCGCGCGCAGUGAACUCAACAAAACGUUUCUCUCGACCCGACCAUAAGAUACAAUCGAAAGGCGCAGUUUUAUUUUGGUAUCUUUGUUGUUUGAAUACUUUGUUUAUUUCGUUUUUAAAUACAGGUGCAAAAUCAAAUUCUUAGUUUUUAUCGGAACCUUAUUUGGAAACUCGCAAUCGAGGGUGCCAAUGCAAAAAUGUAGGCAGUUGUUUUGUGAAAAGUGAGUAAACUGGUCAACUAGGUUAACAAGGUCUGAUGUGAAUACAAUAAUAUGCGAUCAGUGUGAAACAUAGAUCUUGGCUAUGAAGGUGUAUCUUCCCUCAGCCGAAUUGGUCCUUCUCUCGAAAUGACGAAAUUGCACAUUGCUACACAGGGCUUUUGCAGUCGCAUUCUCAAUUUUGUUUAUGCCCGAUUUUCUUACAUGUAUACCGUAGACUAAUGUAACUUUUAUUGAA